Messenger RNA from Gossypium raimondii (Peruvian cotton), 1697 nucleotides. Its product is annotated as DNA-directed RNA polymerase III subunit RPC8. The record is from RefSeq and is a predicted model, not a curated record. NCBI's taxonomy places the organism in Eukaryota, Viridiplantae, Streptophyta, Magnoliopsida, Malvales, Malvaceae. Gene Ontology annotation, cellular component: RNA polymerase III complex. Gene Ontology annotation, biological process: DNA-templated transcription; transcription initiation at RNA polymerase III promoter. Bases 765 to 1397 code for a protein of 210 amino acids. The transcript has 7 exons.
UGAAACUUAUAAGGUUAAUAUAUGAACUAAUUUAGCUUUGAAUCUUUAGUCUUUGGGUUAAAACGAAAUUUUGUUGGAGAGAUGUGAGAAUAAGAAAUGAAAAAAAGAAGUCUUAUAUUUAAUUUCUGAGGGAUGUAAUUUUGUAUUUAAUCAAAUUAGGUGUAAUCUGGAUUGUUGAUAUCUGCUUGUUUGUAUUUGUUCUGUUAAUAGCAGUUUGUAAUUUGGUUAUCCCUAGACCCAAGCUUCAAAUUUACAAUAGACUAGGAAACUAAAUAAUGUAAGUUUUGAAACCCUAAACUUGAAAUUGAUUUCUACUUGAGUCAUAAUAUUUCUAGUUUUAUUUGGUUUUCUGUUUUCUGUCCUGUUGCUUGUUAUUGUGUCUCAUCUACACUCUUUCUCUGUUUAAUUGAGAAGGAGAAUUUUCUUAAAAGCUAUCGGUUUAUCGGAAAUAGUGGACCAUUAUCCGUUACAUAGUUCUUUGCAGCCCACUGCUAUUGAUGUGAAAUUUGUUCAUACCACUUUUUAGGUCUCUAGUGGCAUCGAAUGGCACCGCUACCUCAAAAUAGCGGCAGCGACACCACUAGGUUUAAUUGUUUUUCCCUUUUCUUAAACAGAACUCUUGGGUUCUUGCAAUCCCAUUUAUGUUCAGUUUAUUGCCCAUCACAUGUUUGGGAUAAUGCCUCAAUCUAGUAUUCACUUACUGACAGUUUUCUUUUGAUUAUAAGAUUCUUGAAACUUUAAAACAUUGAAGACAGCAAAAGAAUAUGUUCUAUCUAAGCUUAAUCGAGCACACUUUGCGGUUACCACCUCAUAUUCUUCACCUUCCUGUUGAUGAGGCUAUUAAGUCAGAGUUGGAAACCCUUUUCUUAGAUAAGGUUAUUGCAAAAUUAGGACUAUGUAUUUCAGUAUAUGAUAUCAGGUCAAUUAAAGGUGGCUUUAUCUUUCCCGGGGAUGGUGCUUCUACUUAUACGGUUGAGUUCAGAUUGAUUGUGUUUCGUCCAUUUAUUGGCGAGAUUAUUGUUGCCAAACUUAAAGAAUCUGAUGCUAGCGGCUUGCGCUUGUCACUUGGAUUUUUUGAUGACAUUUACAUACCUGUCCACCUUUUGCCGACCCCGUCCCGCUUUGAAGCUAUCCCUAAUACUAGAAAUCAAGGCAGAUGGAUAUGGGACUUCGGAGAUGCAGAAGAAGCACAGUCCGAAGAACCACGAUUUGUUAUUGAUGGGUCAGAUCCGAUUAAAUUUCGAGUUGAUAGUGUUAUUUAUCCUUCGAUUCCCCUUGAACAACCAGAGAAUUCGAAACCAUUUGCCCCGAUGGUGAUUACUGGAACGAUAAACUACGAUGGUUUGGGGCCGGUUUCGUGGUGGGAGGAAGCUGAAAUGAUUCAGGAGGACGAAUAGGCUCGCUAGCAUUUAGUCCUAGUUGUUUAUAGUUCUCAACACAAGGCUUGACAAAUAUUUUUUUCACCUGUGGGUGUUUAGAUCAUGCUUCUCCCUAACUACCAGAGUACAUGAGCUCCAUUUGCUUGUAGAUUAAUCCAGUCAACCCUAACCAGCUGACAAAAAUGCUUAAAAUCGAGGAACCCAAGUUGUAGUCUAUUGGUUGAGUGUUUACUUUUCUUAAAAAUAGUUUGUGUUCGAAUCUAUCAAUGUACCAAAAAAAACAAAAACUUAAAAUUGUCAACACAAUUUUUGUUGUUA